Messenger RNA from Colletotrichum acutatum, 1163 nucleotides. RefSeq names its product ClpP/crotonase-like domain-containing protein. The coding region runs from base 1 to 930 and encodes 309 amino acids. The transcript is spliced from 2 exons. Lineage: Eukaryota; Fungi; Ascomycota; Sordariomycetes; Glomerellales; Glomerellaceae. The record is from RefSeq and is a predicted model, not a curated record.
AUGUCUCACACAAGCGUUCCUCAGAUUCCGGGCCUGUACUCGUCCUUGAACUACAAAGACAUCACUAUCAGCCACGUACCCCACGAUGCUCCGUCCGCCACCAAAGUCAUCGUCGUGACUCUGAACCGCCCGGAGAGACACAAUGCCGUCAACGGAAACAUCCUCGAGGAAUUGGUCUCUGUGUUCAACAUCAUAGACAGGGAUGACCGCGUCAGAGCGGUCGUUUUGACCGGCGCAGGCAAAUCCUUCUGUGCAGGAAUGGACCUUUCAGAGGGUCCGGGGGGUCUAAUGAAAAUCAAACAAAGUCCAGAUGCGACGAAUCAGUGGAAAGACCCGGGUGGACGUGUAGCUCUGGCCAUUUCAGGAUGUUCAAAGCCAACCAUCGUCGCCGUGAAUGGAGGCGCGGCAGGGUUCGGAGCCACGUCCAUUCUAUCCGCCGCGAUUCGAGUUGCCUGGCAGGAUGCCAAGAUUAACAUGCCUUUUGCACGACGCGGACUGACGAUGGAGUCCGUCAGCUCCUUUUACCUCCCCAAACUGAUCGGCCUCUCGAAAGCGAACCACAUUGUCACAACGGGAAGCACUUACACGGCCUCCGACCCCCUCGUCAGCGGGCUGUUUUCCAAACUGCUACCUACUCCUGACGACACUGUGAGGUAUGCCAUUGACCUUGCUACCGACAUUGCGGAGAAUACUUCUAUCAUGAGUAGCAAGUUGAUGAGGGACAUGAUGCUGUAUUGUCCUGAUACACCGGAAGAAACACAUGACUUGGACUCCAAGAUCUUUAUCACAUCAUUUGGGUCCAAAGACAACGUGGAAGGGUUGACAAGCUUCACAGAGAAGAGAAAGGCGGAGUUUCCUGGGAGAUUUGAUAGGAGCGCUUUCCCGUUCUAUCCUUGGUGGGAAUCUCAAGCGUUGAGGUCAAAGAUUUGAGAGCAUGGUACGCUGACUUAGUCUGAGCUUACUAUGCGCACAAAUUAGAAGCUUGGAGCCUCCAAGUCGCUCUGAUUGCAAUGGCACUCAUUUGUAAUUUUGUUCAGGUACCUACUCUGAUUUCACAGUUUGCCUCGCCGUGGGAGAAUCUCGAAUACAUGUGAUGACUCCAUGUAGCUGUCUGCAGAGAUGCGGUUUGGCUCAGAUACAUUCUGGUUUGUAGCAGCUAUGAC